Molecule: messenger RNA, 1822 nt
Organism: Diospyros lotus (date-plum)
Lineage: Eukaryota; Viridiplantae; Streptophyta; Magnoliopsida; Ericales; Ebenaceae
Product: tubulin beta chain-like
Exons: 3
Coding region: 111-1460 (449 amino acids)
Biological process (GO): microtubule cytoskeleton organization; mitotic cell cycle
Cellular component (GO): microtubule; cytoplasm
Molecular function (GO): manganese ion binding; GTP binding; GTPase activity
Source: RefSeq, a predicted model, not a curated record
UUCCUUCCAACGCCCCCUGCCUCCAUUUCCGUGCGGCCACUGCCGAUUAUUGAUCGCUUCAGAGAUCUCUCCGCUUUUCAUCGGACGCAAACAGCCCGUUUCCCGAGAAAAUGAGAGAAAUCCUGCACAUCCAGGGUGGUCAAUGCGGAAACCAGAUCGGCGCCAAGUUCUGGGAGGUCAUCUGCGACGAGCACGGCAUCGACCACACCGGUCGCUACAAUGAUGCCAGCGGCAACCCCGACCUCCAGCUUGAGCGCAUCAACGUCUACUACAAUGAGGCCAGCGGCGGCCGCUACGUUCCCCGUGCCGUUCUCAUGGACCUCGAGCCCGGUACCAUGGACUCCGUUCGAUCUGGCCCCUUCGGCCAGAUCUUUCGCCCGGACAACUUCGUCUUCGGCCAGUCCGGCGCUGGGAACAAUUGGGCCAAGGGCCACUAUACCGAAGGCGCCGAGCUCAUUGAUUCCGUUCUCGACGUUGUCCGCAAGGAGGCCGAGAACUGCGAUUGCUUGCAAGGAUUUCAAGUUUGUCAUUCAUUGGGUGGAGGCACUGGUUCUGGUAUGGGCACCCUUCUGAUCUCCAAGAUCAGGGAGGAGUAUCCAGAUCGCAUGAUGUUGACAUUUUCAGUCUUUCCCUCUCCUAAAGUAUCUGAUACUGUCGUUGAGCCAUACAAUGCUACACUUUCUGUUCAUCAACUUGUUGAGAACGCUGAUGAAUGUAUGGUUUUGGACAAUGAAGCUCUCUACGACAUCUGUUUCCGAACUCUCAAGCUUGCAACCCCGACUUUUGGUGAUCUCAACCACCUGAUCUCUGCUACCAUGAGUGGUGUUACAUGCUGUCUCCGGUUCCCUGGACAGCUUAACUCAGACCUUCGGAAACUUGCGGUUAACCUUAUUCCAUUCCCUCGGCUCCACUUCUUCAUGGUUGGGUUUGCCCCCUUGACCUCAAGAGGCUCACAGCAGUACCGAGCCCUCACUGUCCCUGAAUUGACUCAGCAGAUGUGGGAUGCCAAGAACAUGAUGUGUGCUGCUGAUCCACGCCAUGGCCGCUACCUAACUGCUUCAGCCAUGUUCCGUGGAAAGAUGAGCACCAAGGAAGUUGACGAGCAAAUUAUAAAUGUGCAGAAUAAGAAUUCUUCCUACUUCGUUGAGUGGAUUCCCAAUAACGUUAAGUCUAGCGUGUGUGACAUCCCACCAAGGGGCCUGAAAAUGGCAUCGACCUUCGUUGGGAAUUCAACAUCAAUUCAAGAGAUGUUCAGGCGAGUAAGCGAGCAAUUUACUGCUAUGUUCAGGCGGAAGGCUUUCUUGCACUGGUACACUGGCGAAGGGAUGGACGAGAUGGAGUUCACAGAGGCGGAGAGCAACAUGAAUGAUCUCGUGGCCGAGUACCAGCAGUACCAGGAUGCAACUGCGGAUGACGAGGAGUACGAGGAGGAAGAAGAAGAAGAGGAAAUUGUUGGUUAAGGUUCACCUUUGUAAUCUGUAAUCUGUCUGGAACACCUGUGUUCUGAGUGAGUAAGUGUUUGCCUGUGAUAUCUGGAGGGGAUUAAUUCGAGAGGUUGGCAUAUAUAGUGGAUUUAUGUGUACGGAUUGUGGAACUUGUAAUGGGAGUUGGGAGGUGGCCCAGGUGGGUUUGUUCCUUCCUGUGCUUUCAUUUGCCCAAUCUAAAUCAUCAUGGAUUUAUGUUUAGGCUUUUGUGCUCACAGGUCGAGGGAAAUUAAACAGUUGCCUAGUACCAACCAUCAGUAACUACCGAAUCCUUGUUUAUUAUUAUUGUUAUUAUUAUUAUUAUUAGUGAUUGAUGUUGGAAACAUAUCGUUAUUACU